UAGAGAUAUGAAAUACAGCAAAAUAAUUAGUAGUUUAGUAAAAUCGUUUUAUUAUACAAGUUUGCGAAGAUAAAGCAUCCAGUUCCAGUUCAGUUCGUGUUGAUCGGAGCAGCAGCGUUGUACACUGCCUGGCCAAAAAACGUUGCAUACUCUAAUAUUUCGUUGGACCGCCUUUAGCUAUGAUUAUGUUGUGCAUUCGUCGUAGCGUUGUUUCGACAACCUUAUGCAACGUCACAACAUUUAUUUCCGUCCAGAGUUGCAUUAUUUUUUGGCCGAGAUCUUGUAUUGAUGACAGGAGAGUCGAACCACUCUGUAAAGUCUUCUCCAGCACAUCCCAAAGUUACGGUCAGGACUCUGUGGUGGCCAAUUCAUGUGUGAAAAUGAUUCCUCAUGCUCCCUGAACCACUCUUUCACAUUUUGAGCUCGAUGAAUCGUGGCAUUGUCGUCCUGGAAUAUGAACGUGCCAUCAGGGAGGAAAAAAUCCAUUGAUGGGAUAACCUGGUCAUUCAGUACAUUCAGGAUUCAGAGGACUUUGAUCAUGAACAGCAAAAGGAUUUGCACAAUAUCCCAUCAGUAAAUCUUAACUGUUGAUGUAUUUGCCCUCUUCCAUCCACGAUGAAUCCUUCAAAUAUCUUUGGUAAACCACAAACUGCCUUUCAGGCACAGAGCAACACAGUUCAGACUGGAAACCUGUUUCCGUCCUUUGCCCAGCAGAACACAACGCAGAGUGUUGGCUUUGGACAGCCAUCUGCUUUUAGUCAGCCUGCUUUUGGCCAGCUGAAGGGACAUUCUCCAGCUUUUGGCCAGAUGCCUGCUUUUGGUCAGAGCAGUGGGUUAUCUCAAGGAUUGGGGCAGCCGCCAUCAUUCUCCUCUUUGGGAUCCACCCUGGCCUUUGGGCAGUCAGGUUUGGGUCAGGGUACACUGGGAUUUGGAGUGCCGCCGCCUUCAUAUGCUCAAGCCACAGGACAAACUCCUGUGCCCGCAUGUAGUCAGAGCUCUGUUUUUGGUCAACCAUUUGGAUUUGGUCUUUCAUCAGGUGUUUCCCAGUCGUCGACCAGCUUCAGCAGCUCUGCUACCAACCAGCCCAGAUUUGGUCAGCUUUCUGCCCUCACAGCAACAACAAGCUCCUUGGUUGGGGACAGAACUGAAAAUCCUACUGGUGGCAUUGAUAGCCAGAUUUGUUUCAAGCCACCCAAUGAAGCUGUUUUCAAACCCAUUUUCAGUGCCAGCCCAGAACCUCUCAGCUCAAAGCUGUCUUCUGCUCCAGAACCUUUUGGGACAUCCAAGGAUGUUACUAACAGUAUGGACAGCAAUCCCUCUAGUGGGUCGCUCUUCUCAUGUGUAAAGCCAAGCACUCUGGGUUUCAGCUUCUCCCAGCCAGCAGCAGCUCCCUCUGUGUCACCUUCCAGUGGUAAUGUUUCACAGAAGGAGAUGCUUGGUGGUGGCACCAGUAUUCAGAACAUACAGUUCACUUUCUCUCAACCUGCCAACCCCUCCAGCAGCAGUACCCCUGCUUCUCAGCCCACCACUCCCUCCUCCUUCAGCUUCACUGCAAAGACCCUCCAGCCUCAAGCAGAGACUAAAGUGUCUGCGUUUUGUGGUAAUGCCAUUGGAUCUUUUGCGUUUGGGGCCUCAAAAUCAGAAGCCACACAAAGAUCAGAGGAGAGGGCAAGUGAUGGGCAGAGCAGCGGUAGAGAACCAGUUUUUGGGAGUUUUGGCAUAAAGUGGAAGGAGGAGCUUGCAGAUGCAAAUGCUACACAAGGAAAAACUGCAAAAAGUGAUAGUGCUGAAACUGAAGCAGACAGCCCAAGACGACCAGCUAAACGUCCACUGCUGAGAAUCCGGGGCCCUGCUGGAGGACUCUUCCGUAGUGCAAUGUCUGAACUUAUGAGAUCCAAAGUCAGCCCAGUCAAGAGAGAAGAUCAUCCACCAGACAGACCAGAUCCUCCUGGUCCAGUUAACGAUGUACCCCCUGCACCUUCUAGAUCUCAGGCUCCUGUAGUUUUGAAAAAAGCAGAGGAAAUUUCAACUGAGGCUGAAUCUAAGACAUACUCUCUAGGCAGACGUGCUGUUCGCAAGGAGAGCACAGACAGUUUGGCCGGUCUAUCCCCCACAGAUGCCACUGUCAUCCAGUGUAAGGGAAUACCACCUAACCUUAACAGGAAGGAUCUCAUAACAAAGCAUUUUGGCAACUUUGGGAAAGUGCAGAAAGUGUACUGCCGACCUCAGAAGAACCUAGCCAUUGUCCAUUUCCAAGAUCAUGCAUCUGCAGCCAAAGCCAAAAAGAAAGGAAAGCUUUUCCAGAGGAAUGAAAUACUUAUAUUUUGGCAAAGAAAAAAACAAAGUCCAGGUGAAAAGGCCGCAAAAGAGGUCAAAGAUGUGAGUGGGAAGACAGAGUCUGGGGCUGGAUUUUUGCAGUCCUCACCUAAUCGCAAGCAUCUUCUCAAACCAGUGACCAUUAGCAACACUAGCUCUCUCAUUAAAGGCUCUCCUAUUAAGAAAUCCACUGUUGCUAAAACUCUCCAGUUUGAUAGUGAGGCACCAGUAGAUUCGAUUUCAGAGGAGCCGAGUGUAGACCGUCCUGUAAGCAACCUGCCCUCAGUACUUCAGCCUCUAAUUAGUCAGGUGGCUGAAACAGCUGAAGAGAGGUACCGCCUCCUAGAGCAGAGAGACAAGAUCUUACGGCAAGCUCGGCCCAAAAGAACUGACCUGGACAUGACAAAAGUGUUUGUGGGAACGUGCCCUGAUAUGUGCCCGGAGAAAGAACGGUACAUGAGAGAAACACGUAACCAGCUGAGCAUCUUUGAGAUUGUCCCUGAUACAGAGAAGGUGGACCAUUUUGCUGCCAUCAAAGAGUAUAGCAGGUCAUCAGCUGAUCAGGAAGAACCUCUUCCUCAUGAGCUCAGACCACUUCCUGUGCUAAGCAUGACUAUGGACUACCUGGUGACUCAGAUUAUGGACCAGGGUGAGGGCAAUUACCGUGAUUGGUAUGACUUUGUCUGGAACAGAACCAGAGGAAUUCGCAAGGACAUUACCCAGCAGCAUUUAUGUGAUCCAAUGACGGUAUCACUCAUUGAGAAAUGUACCCGUUUCCACAUUCACUGCGCCCAUCACCUGUGCCAGGAACCCAUGAUGUCUUUCGAUGCAAAGAUCAACAAUGAGAAUAUGACAAAAUGCCUGCAGAGUUUGAAGGAGAUGUAUCAAGACCUUGCCACCAAAAAGGUGUACUGCCCUAAUGAGGCGGAGUUCCGACAAUACAACGUGUUGAUUAAGCUCAAUGAUGGAGAUAUUCUUCGUGAGGUGCAGCAGUUUCGUAAAGAGGUACGAGAGUCUCCAGAGGUGGUCUUUGCGGUGCAGGCCUUUGCUGCACUCAACAGUAAUAACUUUGUUCGGUUCUUCAAACUGGUGAAUGCAGCUUCCUAUUUGACCAGUUGCAUACUUCAUAGGUACUUCAAUCAGGUGAGAAGAAAGGCACUGAAAAUCCUCAAUGUGGCCUUUACUGUUGGGUCACAGAGAUCCACCAUUUUCCCAAUUGAGGAUUUUGUCAGGAUGCUCAUGUUCCGGAAUGCCACUGAAGCCUCAGACUUCAUUCAGCAGUAUGGCCUUAGUAUCAGUGAUGGCAUGGUAGAACUAAGUCGGACAGCCUAUCAGGAGCCAGAUACCCUGCCGCAGAAGAAGUCAGUGGCCAUAAAGAGGAAGAGAACUGUGCUGAUUGGGGAGGUGGUGAGCGGUGGACCGCUGCCUAACCCGCCCCAGCACUCCCCUGUUUGCAGCUUUGACUCCAACAACAAGUACACUGGAGAUGGGCUCUCUCUAGAGUCUCCACAAGCUGCUCUAAAGGCUUGUCCACAGAGGCAGGAGUUGAAGCAUUUGAUAGAGCCUGACUCCAGGCCUCUGGUGAAACCCAGGCUGCUGGCUGAACCCCGGCUGUUUGUGGAGCCCACAUACAUGGCAGAUCCUGUGAAACCCACAGACACGGAAGAAACUGGAGAGAAAUCUGAUACAGCAGAAUCCACUCUGCCUGUGGUGCCGCAGGGGCUAUUCCAACCCAUAGCAGCCCCACAGCCAGCUCGACCCCCAUCGCCUCUGCCCAAACCAGAACCAGUCUACAUGGAUCAGUCUCUAGAAUUUACUCAGAAUGGCGCCAAAAACAAAAAACAUCUAGUGAGUGGCAGUUCUGCAGAUGGAAACGCCUUGUUGAUGAGAGAGGUCCACAGAGAAUGGCCAGACUGGUUCGAACUGACAAAGUCUACGGUAACUCAGAUAACCACUCUAUAUAAUUGUGGUGAGAAGAAUAGAAUCUCAGAAUGCUAUUAUGAGAUGUGGGUUGGCGCUGUUUUGGCAGCACGAUAUGACAAAUACUACCACUUGAUGUUCUUAUCUUCCAGGCUUACGUUAGAGGAGAAAGCUGCUUUUAUUGCUCAUUGCUCAGAGGAGGAGUGUACCAGUAUAUUAGAGGAGACUCUAGCUGAGGAGUUGGUCGUGAUGGCACACGAGAUCCUGGAUAAUGAGUUGAGAUUCAUCCGCAAGUUCAUUAAGAGGUGGCGUGACGUGGUAGCCGUGCGUCAUCAGCUGAAGAGACAGAUGCGUGGUUUCCCUGCUGCUCCAGGCUGUGUGGAUCCACGGUUCAAAUUGAAGGCCCUUGUCCCCAGUGCCCCUUCCAGCCCCUCUCUGGACCUCCUGGCUCAGGGGAUGGUUAACCUGGGCAACUCUGGGAACAUGGCAUUUUCCUGCACAAGAUUGCUGCAAAUGAGACAAGAAACAGUUCAUCAAAUGAAAGUGUCCUUCUACUACAAUCUCUUAAUGAGUGAAUGUGUAUGGAGACCUCUUGACCUGCCAGCACUUGUGGCAGAAAGCACUCCUAAUGCACCUGACAGAAUCUUCUGGAAAGCCACUCUUUUGUUGCCAAGCCACUGCGAUAGAGAUACAAGCUUUGCCAGCAGCAUUCUGACAGACUGGCUUGAGGUGAAAUUGGGUGGAGGAAAUAGAACUGAAGAGUGUGAGAAAGGACAACUGCAAACACUGUGCAUCAGUCACAGCCUGACAGAUGUUAGGGAAAAGACUCACGAUGUUCACAUCUCUAUAAAGGCAUGUCAUGGGCCCCUGAGCGCAGAAGAUCAGUGUCUGCUGGAGGAACAGAAAGAACUCCAUGGUACCAAUGCUCUGCUGAUGCUACUACCCCCUAUACCCAGUACCGGAGAGGGGCAAGAGGAGGAUGUGACCCUUCUGUCUGCCCUCCUCCAGCUGAGGCAGGUGCAGCAGGCCAGCUGCUGGCACUCUCCUGUACCCCUGGUUGUGGUGGUGCCUGGCAAAGAUGAGGGUAGUACCAGUGACUGGGGUUUGGAGGAAGUACUCAUGUUGAAUACGUUCGUCAAAGAUGGUCUCAUCUCUGAAUACAUCUUCAUCCAUAUACCAGCAAACCUCACUGACCUGCAAGGCUCAGAGCAGAUAUGUCAUGUGGUGAGGUGGCUUGCUGCCCGCUCUCCCACCGGCCCAGCUCUCUCCUCUCAGACCCUGCUGCAGGUUGUUGAGUUAGGCCUGUGCCGUGAGUUCCACUUAAGACUCCACCGAGACAAGCAGGACAGGAAACAUGCUGAUCUUCCGUCUCAGCACCCAGAGCCUAUCAUUCAGCUUUGUAACAGCGUGCUGAGUUUCCUGGCAGGAGUAGUCUCAUCUGAGCACCUGUCCGUCCUCUGCUGGCCACCUCCAGAAUUCUCUCUCCCUGAGAACAUGGAGCUGAUUCCUCAUCAGGCCUGGAACACUCCAGAACACCUGGACUGGCUGAGGAGGGCCAUCCUCAGUCGGCAACUUCCUGAGUGGGAUCUGCCUCCCGUUAGUGCCACAUGGCCACAUUUAUGUGCCUUUAUAUUCAAGUAUGUAUCCCAGAUUCCCAGCUCACCCCUAAGCCAACCCAUUCUAAUAUCCUGCCUGGAGAACCUGCUUAGAAGAGUCAACUACCAAUACUGUCAUGAGAACGGUGCAGAUGAGGAUGACUAUGAGAAGAUUGGACCAUCCUUUGAUGAUAUUCCCUGGGAUGAGAUCAUAUGUCUAUGUGUGGAGCAUCGUAUGAAGGACUGGAUUUUAGAUCCUCUUGUGGCAGAAGAUGCUCUCACGGGUGAUGGUGAGAUUUUCGUGUACUUCAACAAAGAUAGCCUGAAGUGUUUCAGGCCCCCUGACAGUUGGAUGGAGGCUGUGAAACAGACCAACCAGGAGAAACAACAAGUGUCUAAAGUCAAUCUGCCCACCAAUGCAGACAGACAUCUCCCCAAACAGAAGCUGUUUCAGAGUCAGAUAGACAUGGAGGAACAGCUUUCUGUUCCAGACCCUGGACACAUUCCUAUAGAGCAGCGAUUUGAUCACAUUCUCUCUUCCAUUCGUGAGAUGAACGCAGAGGGAAAGAGGACGAGAGACCAAAUGCAGUGUUGGAUUGAAGCCGAUCCUUUGGACUCUGCCUCUGUUUUUUCUUUUGCUCUUCCCUCCACUGUCCUCUCUACGUCUCCUCUGGUCACGACCUCCUCCCGUAAACACUCUGGCACGGUCCACAUACAGAAGGAAAUGGAAAGAGUUGACCCUGUUGGGAAGAUAUCAUCUCCUUGCAAAAACAACAAACCCUUUGCUCCAAACAGCACACACACUCCCUUAAUGGAGCGACUGCAAAAUACUCUCUCUACUGUUCAAGAGAUGAACGCUGAGCACCAGAGGAUUGGAGAUCAGAUUCAGAGUCGGAUUGAAGCAGACCCUUUGUGCUCUGCCUCUUUUCCUCUUUUCCUACCCUCUACCAUCCUCUCUACGCCUCCUCUGGUCAUGAACCAAUCUUGCAAGCGCUCUGCUGCUGCUACCUUCCAUACACAGGAAAUGGAAUCAGAUGACUCAGUUGAGAAGAUGGCAUCUCCUUGCGAAAAAAGCAGACCGGUAUUUUUUUUACAACGUCUGCAGGACUUGAAAAGAGAGCUGUCAAGUCAACAAGAGGAGGAGCGUGUGUGUGGUCUCAAACUGAAGUGUCUUGUAGAUAUUGUGGAGGACUGAAGGUGUUUCUGUUUUACAGCAAAUGCCAAAUGCCAUAGUACUUCCCAAUUUGACAGAAGUAUUUUAUUUGUCUGAUUUUGAUCUUUACCUUUGUAAUAUUUUUGACUAUUAAAAGAGUUUGCUAAAGUCAUGUGCCUCCAUUCUAGGGCUGCAACAACUAAUCGAUAAAAUCUUUAAUUAUCGAUAAUGAAAAUCAUCGACAACAUAUUUCAUUAUCGAUUAGUUGGAUAUAUGCAACCAGCAUGGAGAAGCUCCGCCAGUGAUGUCACUUCACAGCCAAGUGAAAAAUGUGUUGCAUGAUGAAACUUGUUUGUAAAAUGACGGAGACAAAUUGAAGUGGAAAAAAAGCAACCCAAGAUGUCCAGCGCACAAGAGCACUUUAUAAACACUUCAAAGAAGAUCAUAAUAAGCAUACAGUUUAAUGUGGAGCAGUUGCUGCAUCAAGUGCGUUGACGGAGUGCUUGUGCUGUUUGAUGCACGAGAGUUGUUUCUCUCCAGAGCAUAACUUACAUUUUAGAGCUAUAUUUCAUGUUUUAUAAUGUAUACGUUAUGAAUUCAAAAUCAGCCGCGUAUUUCAAAAAACUGUUUUUGCCACAAGCGAGUCUCCGUUAAACGUCUUGGUUAUGUACGUAACCUCGGUUCCCAGAGACGAAGGGAACGAGACAUUGCGUUUAUUAACGCAUAUGGGGAGUGCCUUCUUACAUAACCUAGUUGAAACCUCUCAACAAUAAUGGCAAUAUAUUAAUAUUGGCUAUGGUGUUUGAGCCCCGCCUGUUUUUGCGCAAAACUGUCCGCAAUAAAAACAGGUACACAAACACCAUUUCUUCAGGAGCGCAUUGCUUGUGCCUCAAGAACUCUUGAGUCUUGUAUUAUGGCUAGUAUUUGCAAGGUCUUUUCCCCUUCGUCUCAGGGAACUGAGGUAACGUACAUAACGGAGAUGUUCCCUUAUGACUCCGUACACUUGACAUUGCGUUUAUUAUUGCAUAUGGGGAACAGAAUCCCAUCACGCCGCACUACACUACAUAACCUUCCAGAAAGGAAGCAUGACGCCGCAGCCUUUUGGGACAGCAACCGACAUAAAUAUGCUGCAGUGAGUGACCCUCGUGUUGGGCCAGGAUGGGCGCAAUCAGAAUGAAUAUAUGAACUAUAAUCAUAUAGUAUGAAUUAACUCCUUCACGAACCCAGUCGGGAAGGGAGUUUAUUUAUAAUGUAAGUGCUUGUGACUUAUGGUAAAUUACAACAGCCUGAAUGCAGGCGGUUGUGUAGAAUGAUGGGGAGCUCGUCCUUAAAGGGAGGAGCAUAAGUAUAUAUAUUUGGCCAAUGAUUAGCAAGCGCUCUAAACAGAGAGGACUUGUUAAGAGAGAGACGUUACGUCUAGGUUUGUAAACCUUGCAAAUGUGUUUUGAGAAGACCAUCCUGCUGCAAAACAUGUCUUGUAAGGACACACCAUUCGUCUAUGCCCAUGAGGAGGCCAUGCCUCUAGUAGUGUGUGCUUUAACACCAAUUGGGCAAAUCAUACCCUGCCACUCUUAAGCCGGGGCAAUUGCAUCGACAAUCCAGUGAGAAAGUCUUUGCUUGUUUACGGACAGUCCUUUACAAAGAGCUGAUCGGACAGUCUGAACUGGCGUGUAUGCUCAACGUAUGCGUGUAGAGCCCGCACAGGGCAUAACAAAUGCAAUGAUUGUUCCUCAUCCAAAUUAAAUGGAGGAGGGAAGAAUGCCUAAAAGUGAACCACCUGCGCUCUGAAGAGCGUGGUUAGGACCUUAGGCACAUAGCCUUUUCUGGGUUUGACAGUGGCUUUUGAAAGACCAGGGUCAAACUCCAGAUAUGAAUUGUCGAUUGGUAGUGCAUGCUGGUCACCAACCCGUUUUACUGAGGCCAGAGCCAGCAGUAGUGCGGUCUUAACGGAGAGCAUGAGCAAAUCAAUAGAUUCCAAAGGCUCGAAGUGAGGCCCUGUGAGAGCUUUUUGGACUAAAGUUAAGUCCCAAGACGGGACUGUAGCCCGGCGAGGUGGGAUUAAUUGUCUUGCUCCUUUAAGGAACUUUAUGAUUACAUCAUGCUUGCCUACAGAAGUGCUGGCAUCAUGUGCGUGAUAUAGAUACAGAUAUAGCUACCACAUACACUUUUGAGUGUUGAUGGAGUGAGUCCUGCGUCUAAUUGCUCUUGAAGAAAUAUGAGAAUUUCGUGUAAGGGGCGGUUUACUGGGUCUUUGCCAUGUGAGAGACACCAAUCAGUGAACACCUUCCAUUUUAGCACGUAGAGGCGUCUCGUGGACAGUGCUCUGGCCUGUAAAAUGGUGUUCAUGACUGAAUGUGUCGGUUCUGGCGCUUUUAGUGCGCUCCGUUCAAGGGCCACACAUGCAGGUUCCACAGCUGGGUCUGGGGAUGCCAGAUUGUGCCUUGCACCUGAGAGAGGAGAUCCCCCCCUCAGUGGCAUUUCCCAUGGCGAGCUGCACAGCAUCUCUUAUCAUUUCUGGAAACCAUGGCUGGUUGGGUCAUUUCGGCGCAACCAAUAGAAUUGUUUCCUUGUCCUCUCUGACUUUGCAUAUGACAGAGUGAAUCAGGCAUACCAGGGGAAACGCAUAUUUGCAUUUCGCCGGCUAUUUGUGUGCCAUUGCAUCUGCUCCCAGCGGGGCUUGUGACUUCGAGUGCCAGAGGGGACAGUGGGUAUUCCCAACUGAGGCAAAUAGAUUGAUUUCUGCUUUGCCGAAUAUUUUCCAAAUCCUCAAUACAGUCUCCAUUUGCCCGGUAUCACCCCUUGGCGUGACAGUAGGUCAGCGCCGUAAUUUAGGCGGCCUGGGACAUAUGUCACUCUCAGGGAGAUGGGAUGAUGCUUGCUCCAUAGGAGGCGGCAACACAUCAGUCUCAACAGUGGCGGUGAAUGAAUUCCGCCUUGGCGGUUUAUGUAUGUCACAACUGUCAUGUUGUCUGAGCAAACCAGGACAUGACAGUUCGCUAUUUCUGACUGAAAAGCCUUUAAGGCUAGAAAUACAGCCGAUAGCUCUAGGCAGUUGAUGUGCCACGCUUUCUUCACCCCUGUCCAGGUGCCGAAAGUCGGGCGUCCAUCGCACACCACCCCCCAACCUGUGUUGGAAGCAUUCCACCUGACAACUUGCCCCAGUGCGACACCUCGCUGGUAAAAUGCAGGAACUGUCCAUGGUGCUAAAGCAGCUAUACUGCGCCGGGAUAUAGUGAUGUGCAUGCGCCAAGCAAGUUGUGGCACACGGAGCUUCAGCCAACAUUGAAGAGGUCUUGAGUGGAUGCCGCUGCCAUAAAUCCCAAUGCUUUCUGAAACAGCUUCAGUGGAAGUGUUCUUCCCAGUUUGAACUGAGACAGACACUGUAGAAUGGCCUGAACACGCUUGCUUGUGAGGUGUGCGCCCCCGCUCGUGGAGUUGUGGCAGAGUCCCAAAAAGGAGAUUUGUUGGCUGGGGGAAGAGCGUGCUCUUUGCCCAGUUCUAAUUGAGGCCCAAGCUGUUUAGACGCUGAAGCAGUAAGUCUCUGUGCUGGCAUAACAGAGCCUCUGAUUGCGGCAGUAACAACCAAUCGUCGAGGUAGUUCAAGAUGCGCAUGCCGCUCAGUUUCAAAGGGGCGAGAACCGCAUUGAUGCACUUUGUGAACGUGCGAGGAGCCAGAGACAGCCCGAAGGGCAAGACUUUGAAUUGAUACGCUGUUCCCUCGAACACGAAUCUCAAAAACAUCCUGUGAUAUCGUACAAUUUGGAUAUGAAAGUACACAUCCUUCAGAUAUAUCGAUGCAAACCAAUCAUGUGGGUGUACAUGCGAUAAGAUCCGUUUCUGAGUAAUCAUUUUGAAUGGCGCUUUGUGAGUGUGAUCAGAUCCAGGAUUGGCCGAAGCCCACCGUCUUUCUUUAGGACAUGAAAAUAACAGCUGUAAAACCCUUUUUGGGCUUGACAAUUUGGCACAAUCUCUGACGCUUUUCUCUAAGGAGAUUGUGUAUUUCGGCUCGUAACAGUGGUGCAUCUUCGGACGAAACUGUGGAACACAAAAUGCCGUUGAAACGGGGUGGCCGGCGUGCAAAUUGGAUCGUAUAACCAUGUUCGAUCAUUUUUUUUUUUUUUUUUUGCACCCAUUCUGAAAUACUCGUUAGGGCUCGCCACUCCUCCACGUAACGGGACAGAGGGCAAUUUGGUUUAUGUAUGAUAAAAUAUGUCGUUCACUAUAGGGAAGCGGUUGCGCAUAAUGUGUGCUUUGAAGAGAAAAAGGGGCUCUUUAUUGAGAAUGUGUGAGCAUCUCGUACAUUUGCAACAAAAGCUGUAUUCUUUUUUUGCACUUAUUGCAUUUUUUAGUGCAUUUAUUUGAGUGCAAGACACAGGAACAACAUUUUGAACAAUAUUGUGAACAACAAUAUUUCUUACCCGACAAACAGUAGUGGGAAGAUAGGGAACAGUGUUUGUGUCUCCAGUCGAGCCUUUUUUGGAGCAGACCCGUAGGGAACUGCAGGCUCUGCUUUCCGCUUCAAAGGGCUGUGCCCAUCAGGAGUGCUUUUGCUGCACGUGCUGAUACGCAUGUGCUGGUGAGGCAGCAGGUAUGGGGCUUUUAGUCAGGUGCUGGCUCGAAACAGAGCAAGGGCAACCGGCUGUGAUAUACUCCGUUUAGGCAUAAAAUGUCUUAUAGCCUGUGACUGCUGCUGAUUCGCGACAUAACGCUCAGCAAACUUAUUCACAGAAGUGCCAAAGAGGCUGGCUGGAGACACUAGAGCAUCCAACAGAGUGGCUUUUCCUUAUCACUUAUUUUUGUGAGGGUCAGCCAUAUGUGUCGAUCCAGAACUGCCAGGUUGCCCAUGGAAUCACCGAUGGCCUGCGCAGUGACUUUCAUGGCAUGCAACGCUAAGUCUGUAGUGGUGUGUAGCUCUUUGAAUGUCUCUGGAUUGAAGCCGUGCUCGUCCAUUUGCUUGAGGAGCUUGGCUUAACCAAUUUCUUCCCCAUGAUCUACAUUAGAGAGGAUGGCGUUACUGCGCCGAGAAGGGCGUGUGCCAGGACUUAGACAGUUCCUUAUGAACUUCAGGGAAUAUUGGGGCAGAUUUGUGGGACGCUGCUGUUUGACUGCGUCCGGACUGCAGGAACCAUUCAUCGAAGCGAGACUGUUCAGGUUAUUCUGGGGGAGACCACUCAAUGUGAAGCUCUUCAGCUGCCCUAGUAAGAACACAGAGCAUCUCUUUUAGUGGCACUUGCACGUUCCUCGCUGGGGGGAGGGUCAGCAGCAUCAUCCACUGACCACUCGCCUGAUGCAGCGACAUUAUUAUUCCCAGUGUCAGAACCAAUGAACGAGACUAGGCCGCCCACUCUUUCAGAAGGCCAGAGCUCGUCUCGCACAUAGCGUAUCGGAAAACAUGCACUUUGUAGAGAUUGAGGGGCACGCGGGGCGUGUGGCGCCACGAGGACCACCUUAAAGUCAUCCUGCUCGAACUCGCAGUCACACCGUGCCUCCUCGUGUGAAUCCUCGGGUAUCACAGAAGAGGCAGGUGGGAGGGCGGAUGAGGCUGAAUCGUCCCUCAGAACGAGGGUGAUUCGUGAGCGAAGCGUCCUGAGACUCAUGCCCUCACAGUGAGGACAGUCUGUCUCCAUGUGAGCUGUCUCUGCGUGGGCACGGCCCAGACAGUAAAUGCAGCUCUCAUGCUGAUCUGAUGGCGGAUGUGCCUUAUUGGGACUAUAAAGUUUGCGUAAGUAGACGUGUUGGGAGGGAUAUGGCUAUUGAAAAUGUAACAUUUUAAUUUAAUUCUGCUCAAAUGAACUAAAUGACUUGAAUAAAUAUUCGUUCAUUUUGCUGAAAGAGACUCAAAGUUUCAAGUCAGUAAAAUGAUCCGAUCUUCCCAUCACUAGAAGGAAGAAAUUCUGAGGAAAUGGUGUUUGUGCACCUGUUUUUAUAGCGGACAAUUUCGCGCCAGAACAGGCGGUGCUCAAACACCAUAGCCAAUAUUAGAAUAUUGGCGAUAUUGUAGAGAGGUUUUAACUAAUUUGUUUAAGAAGGCACUCCCCAUAUGCGUUAAUAAACGCAACGUCAAGUGUACUGAGUUGUAAGGGAACUUUACUGAGCAAGCAAGCGUGCGCAUCUGUGUCAAUGAAGCCGAUCGCAAUGGAGAAAGGGAGCGCAAUUAUUUUGAACUUGUGCAAUAUCAUACCGCGCUUUAAGUUUCAAAAACUGAAUGGAUGUCAUGGUCAUGUGUGCCGGUUUUUGAAAUGUUUUAGAUCGUUUCUCAUCAUGUAAUCACAUGUAUGAGAUUUGUGGGAAGCAGAAUGUUUGACAUGUAAAGCUGGCACUUAUGUGUCAGUUGCUAAUAAAGGUGCAAGUGAUUUAGAAGCACACAUUAGCUCAGCAAAGCAUAAAGGGUCAGCAAAAGGUUAUCAGGUAAAUUAACGGACCAGGGUAAAAGGUAAAUUACUUUUUGUGACCAGAUAAAAUUAUCACACUGGUUCAUUUUGCAUGGCCAUUCAAAAUAAUAGUAAUAGUAAAUGAAGGUACACUCAUGGCAUCAAAUAUUUUAUUUUAGUACAUGGACAUUCAAAAGAAUGUUGGAAAUUUUUAUUUAUUUAUAUAUAUUUGUUAUGCUAAUAGAGUGUCUUUUUCAGUGUAUUAAGUUUGCAUUCAUAGUAACACUGUUUUGAACACUUGAUUUAUGAACAACUGAUCUGCAUUAUAUAAAUUUGUUAAUGACUUGAAAGGUAUAAUAAAGUGUUUAAAAAAUAAAAAUAGAUUUUUAAAAAUCUAUUAUUAUAUGUUGAAAUUAAAGCUGUAGUACAGUAUGUAAUUUCUGCGCCAUUAGUGCCACCAAAUGUAAUUACAAAAAUAAACCUUGUUUUCAAAACUUU
This is a messenger RNA of Myxocyprinus asiaticus (Chinese sucker), 13853 nucleotides long. Its product is annotated as germinal-center associated nuclear protein-like. Gene Ontology annotation, cellular component: cytoplasm; transcription export complex 2; nucleus. Bases 616 to 7026 code for a protein of 2136 amino acids. Gene Ontology annotation, biological process: mRNA export from nucleus. Gene Ontology annotation, molecular function: RNA binding. Lineage: Eukaryota; Metazoa; Chordata; Actinopteri; Cypriniformes; Catostomidae. The record is from RefSeq and is a predicted model, not a curated record. The transcript is spliced from 30 exons.